AUGGCAGAGACGCUGAUGGGAAAGUAUGGGGAGGAGGCGAAGCUGAUCUAUGAGCUGCAGGACCAGGGAGGGGAGCUGCUGGCCCUGCGCUACGACCUGACCGUGCCUUUCGCUCGCUAUCUGGCGAUGAACAAGAUCACCAACAUGAAGCGCUACCAUGUCGCUAAGGUCUACAGGCGGGACAACCCGGCCACGACCAGGGGCCGCUACAGGGAGUUCUACCAGUGCGAUUUUGACAUCGCCGGCCAGUUCGACCCGAUGAUUCCCGAUGCCGAGUGCCUGAAGAUAGUGCACGAGAUCCUGAGUGACCUGCAGCUCGGGGACUUUCUCAUUAAGGUCAAUGACCGACGGAUUUUGAAUGGUGUGUUUGCCGUCUGCGGCAUCCCAGAGAGCAAGUUCAUAACUACAUGCUCUACCGUGGACAAGCUGGACAAGAUGCCGUGGGAAGAAGUGAGGAGCGAGAUGGUCGGAGAGAAGGGGCUCUCUCCUGAGGCUGCAGACCACAUCGGGGAGUAUGUCCAGCUUCACGGUGGCCUGGACCUGAUAGAGCGGCUUCUCCAGGACCCAAAGUUGUCCCAGAACAAGCUGGCCAAGGAGGGGCUGGGGGACAUGAAGCUGCUGUUUGAGUACCUGACCCUGUUUGGCAUCACAGGGAAGAUCUCUUUCGAUCUGAGCCUGGCGCGGGGUCUGGACUAUUACACGGGGGUGAUCUUUGAGGCUGUCCUGCUGCAGCAGGAGAACGACCACGUGGAGGAGUCAGUCAGCGUUGGGAGCGUGGCUGGAGGCGGUCGCUACGAUGGGCUGGUGGGGAUGUUUGACCCCAAGGGACGGAAGGUGCCCUGCGUGGGGGUCAGCAUUGGGAUUGAGCGGCUCUUCUCCAUCCUAGAGCAGAGAGUGAAGGCUUCUGGGGAGAAAGUUCGAACGACUGAGACACAAGUGCUGGUGGCUACACCUCAGAAACGCUUACUUGCUGCGAGGCUGAAGCUCAUCUCCGAGCUGUGGGACGCAGGCAUCAAGGCAGAGAUGCUGUACAAGAAGGAUCCUAAACUGCUGAAGCAGCUGCAGUAUUGCGAGGACAUGGGGAUCCCCCUUGCUGCCAUUAUAGGAGAGCAAGAGCUGACAGAUGGAGUCGUCAAGCUGCGAGAUGUCGCAACAAGAGAGGAGGUUGAUAUCCCAAGAGAAAAGCUUGUUGACGAGAUCAGAAGAAGGCUGGAGCCCUAG
Messenger RNA from Nipponia nippon (crested ibis), 1221 nucleotides. Lineage: Eukaryota; Metazoa; Chordata; Aves; Pelecaniformes; Threskiornithidae. The record is from RefSeq and is a predicted model, not a curated record.